AUGACCAUGGGUUCCAACUUUUAUUCUGACGUAUAGAGAAAAAUGAUAAAAUAAAUAGGGCUUUCAUACAGCCCACUCAGAUUUGUGCACAAAUGCAUAUUGAAUGUCAAACGAGUAACCGGUUCUUGUUUGAAUGUCGAAUAUCGAACGUCAAACGAGAACGAACUUCACACCGUUCUUGUACUGCAUGGGUUCUAACUUCUGAUUACAGGGCUAGUUAGUUGGCUCAGUUGUGCGUGUUCGUUGUUGUGGCUUGAUUGAUUGAUUGAUUGAUUGACAGCUAUUAGGCUGGCUGCUCUUCUUCUUUACUGUUUACAUUUACAAUACUGCUGUCACGAUCAGUGUGGUGAGAGUCAAAUCUCAGCUCCUCUUUGGUUGUGAAGCUAUUGUGUGACCAAGUUUAACUCGGGACACAGCACCGUUGUACAGAACCUUUUGAGUAUGCCGAGUUUUAGAACUGUAGCCUGGCUGGUAGCCCUUAUUGCUGUGUAUCUACAUUGGCCUAAACCACAUCUCUCUCAGAGACUUCAGGAGUGGGAAAACUCUGGCAAAUACUUCAAGUUCAAGGAGUUUAACGUCUUCUACAAAGAUUCCCUUGGUUCUGGCGACCCUAAAAAAGUGGUUCUAAUUCUACAUGGUUUCCCUUCUUCAACGUUUGAUUGGUACAAGAUGUGGCACGGGUUAAGCGAGAACUUUGGUCGAGUCAUCGCUGCGGAUUUCUUGGGAUUUGGUUUGAGUGAUAAACCGACGGGCCACUCUUACACUAUGUUUGAGCAAGCUGAUAUUAUGGAGUCUUUAAUGGCCAAAUUGGGUGUGGAGCGGGUUCACAUCCUGGCACAUGACAUGGGGGAUACAGUAGCACAGGAACUUAUAGCAAGACAAAAUGCCGCAGAAAAAUCAAAGAGGAAACUUGAUCUGGAAAUCCUCAGUGUGUGUCUGACCAAUGGAGGAAUCUUGCCUGAAACCCAUGAGCCAAGGUUUAUGCAAAAGCUCUUGUUGAAACCAUGGAUUGCUCCUGUGGUAAAGCGACUCACCAAUCAUUUCAUUUUUAAAAAAUCGUUUGGUGAAGUAUUUGGUAAACGUACUCAACCAACAGAUGAUGAGUUUCAAGAUCAUUGGGCUUUAAUUCGAUGGAAUGAUGGCGACUUAAUAAUAGACGAACAGAUUCAGUACCUACCCCAGCGGUUUGCCAAUCGGGAUAAAUGGGUUGGAGCUCUUCAAGAAACAAAAAUACCCUUGCAUCUAAUAUUUGGUCCAUCAGACCCCAUCAAUCCACCAGACACCUUCCUGAAGCGCUACAAGAUGUUGAUCCCACAUUCUGGAGUGACUCAGCUUGCUGACCACAUCAGUCAUUACCCACAGCUUGAAGAUCCUGAGAAUGUCUUAGACGCCUAUGUUAAAUUUAUGGAUACUGUCAAACUUUAAGAUUACAAAACCAGAUUUUGCAAUUUUGUAUCUUUUUUUUUAUGGGAAAAAGUUUAGGUGAUUGUUUUAUUUCUUUAAAUGAUAUUUGGAGAAAACUUUUCAUAUAUUUGAUUAUUUCAUACUUAUUUUGAAGCAAUAAUUUAACAAUUAUAAAUUUAGCCUUCGAGAAAGACUCUGCUACUGGGGUCGAAACAUCAGGCAAUUAACUUUAUUUUUUUGCCAUUAUAAAUUGCAUAAGAUUGCUGUCCUGUUGCGGAAUACGCAGUGUUAAAUUCUAUGUUUAUUGUCCAUUAAAUGGAAGUUUGCUUUCUCGAACAUGCUCAUAAGUAUACAAAUAUAUUUAAAACAUUACAUAAUUACAAAUUAUGCUGAAGAAUAAUAUUUUUUACAAUAUUAACAGUUGUUUUUUUUGUUUUUUAAAGCAAGAUAUUAAACUUUUCAUAGUGGGAAUACAAUCCCAGAUCCUUUCAGAACCACAGAAGUCAUUAAUAAAUUAUCAUAAGUUUUGUUUAUCAAUAUCUGAAAAGCGUAUCAAAAAUUAAUUUUACAAUAACAGUCAUGAUAUCCUUCCUCCUUCAAUCUGAUUUCCGAAUUUUGGGCCUUGAGAUAAAUUCGCAAAGCGGUCGUUAAAAAGUCUUGAAAGUUAAAGCCUGUACACCAUUGGUCAGCCCAAGUUACUCAGUAAAGUUUUCCUACAUUUUUCCAAAGGCCGAAUAUCAUGCUUGAGUAAUAAUUAAUGAAAUUUUAAAGGAAAGGCAUAUUUAUGGUAAUCCCUCUUAAAAUUAAUGGCAAUAAAAAUCUUUAGUUGGAAACUACAGCAGCUUUCGAUAGCAAUAAGCAAUGUGAGAAA
Asterias rubens (European starfish) is the source of this 2275-nucleotide messenger RNA. Its product is annotated as mesoderm-specific transcript protein-like. The transcript has 12 exons. Lineage: Eukaryota; Metazoa; Echinodermata; Asteroidea; Forcipulatida; Asteriidae. The record is from RefSeq and is a predicted model, not a curated record. The coding region runs from base 442 to 1425 and encodes 327 amino acids. Gene Ontology annotation, molecular function: catalytic activity.